Messenger RNA from Zygosaccharomyces rouxii, 1119 nucleotides. It is a transcript of the gene YSC83, whose product is annotated as Ysc83p. The record is from RefSeq and is a predicted model, not a curated record. The coding region runs from base 1 to 1119 and encodes 372 amino acids. Lineage: Eukaryota; Fungi; Ascomycota; Saccharomycetes; Saccharomycetales; Saccharomycetaceae. The transcript has a single exon.
AUGAUGUACACAAGAUCACAAGUGACAGGAAAAGAAUCAAUGGCACAAGAUAUUGUAGAUCAAGUAUUUGAUCGAGUAGAUUCUCUCUAUAGUAAAGGCAGUAAGGUUGUCUCCUCGGUACAAGAUGCUGUUUCAAACACAGUUUCUCAUAUCGGUGGAGAUCCGCAGUGGGAAGCCGAGCUAGCCGCUAGAAGUCGAGAGGAAGCUGGAAGUCCGAUUGUAAAGUCCCUCUCUUCAUUAGGAAGUACUAUCUACAGGCAAUUGAGUGGUAAGGUGGUUAUUGGCUGUGGAUUCUCUGCUCUAAUGGCCAUUUUAUUCUGGCGUAAAGAGAGAUUAUUGGGAUUACCUGAACAUUUGCCCAAAAAUCAACCCAAAUGUUGCUUAGUUUUAGGUGACAUGCAUGAUCCCAUUAUCAGAUCUCAAGUAAUGGAUCUUUACAGAAGGAGGUUUACCAUCUUCGUCUGUUCGAGAGAUGCGCCCUCCUACAGAGAACAUGAAGAAGACGAUGAUUUCUUAGUCCAUUUAGAUCCAACAUCCUCUAGCGACUUGGCAAACUUUGUUCAAUCUCUAAACUCUACCUACGAGUUGGCAUCUAUACUUUUUAUGCCUAAUUUAUCGUAUCACCCGUCAGGUGAAAUGAGUCUUUCACAACUGGAGACCGAAAUUCGUUCAAAUACCUUACUUUACUACUGCACAUUGAUGAAAUUACUUCCACACUUGCCUCAUACCCAAUUAAUUCUAUUUGAUCCAUCGCUCACUUACAAUAUGAAAGUUGCUCAUCAUCCUGUGGAAAUUAUCGUUUCUGGAAUUGUUAAAUCACUUUAUCAAUCAUUGGCAAGACAUGAAAAAUUAGAUCUAUAUUUGAUUCAUCUUGGUAUAUUACAGUUGACAGCUCAACCUUCCAAUUACAAGUUUCUGAAUUUAAAAGGUUCUAACGUCAAUACAGCUCUUUUAGAACCUGUCUACAGAUUAAUAAUGGCUUACAAUGGUAAUAUUUUAAGACGCAUGUGGCUUUGGAUUGUUACUUUUGGAUUCUUAAAUCAUCAUUGGUAUUGUGGGAAAUACAGUUGGAUUUCCACUUUCUCAUUUAUUACUCCACUGAUUAAGAAGUGGACUUAG